AUGAUCCAAGAAGAUUUAGAGCAUAAAGAGAUGCUCAAAUUAGUAUAAAUUAAGGUAAAAAGCUCUGCCUAAGCCUAAUGGAUAUAGAGAAUCCUCCCUUUAAAACAGAAAUUAGCUUUUAUUUAUUAUGACAAUGGAUUUUAUGAAUUGUACAAUAUCAAAUAACAAGUAAUUACUUAAAAAGGAUAGAUUUCACAGAACAUAAGGUUUUUCCUUGAAAUUUGCACAAAGUAAUAUUUUUAAAUAUUUAAUAGUGUUUUGAUAUUUCAUGAUCCCACAGAUUUUUAGAUGAAAUUAUUAGACUUGAAUAUGAAUUAAAUUAAUCAUAAAUUUGUGUUUAAAUCAAGGGACUAAAUAGACAUUAUGGAUAAAAUAUGUAAUAUAUCAUUUGUUAUUUAGAAUUUCAAGUUUUCUUUCUUGAUUGUGAUAAGAAUUAAAUUAAAUAUUUGAUAUCAUAAGAUUUAGAAAAGCACUACUCAAAGAAUAAUGUCUGUCAUUUCACCAUAAGAGUAUUACCUCUAAAAUAUGAUUCUUAAACAAAUUUUGAAUUAAAACCUGUUGUCAAAUUUGACUAUGAUAAUAUAUUUUCAUAAGAGUAGUUAUACAACUGGUAAGUAGAUAAAAAAACUAUAGCAGAUUUGGAUAGGAUAAUGAUUAGUGUAAAUCUGAAAUUUUUCUUAUUAAACCUCAUUUAAUGGAGCAGGCAUUCUAUAUCAUUCACACUUAAUUUUAAUGUUCAUACACAACAAUAAAUGUAACAAAUUGGAUUAACCCUAACUAAGUUGCUAUUUGGGUAAAUUGUAAUGAUUCAUCUACAAGACCAAGCAUUUUUUGUUUUGAUUUAAGGAAAUAUUAUAAUGGUUAAAACUGGUUACCUGAACCUUAAUUUAUAGCAACUUUGGUAAUCAUUUAAACUUAAAAAUCACUAGGUUAGAGAUUAAUAUAUUGCUAAUCAACCAUCAGUUUUCAUGGAUAUUUAUCAAUUUCAUUCAGGAUCUACUUAAGUAAUUCAAAUGAGACAAGUUGAAUAUUAAUCCAAAAUAUCUGUCAUCAAUUAUAACAAUAUUUAAGAACCAUAAAUUAUUUAGUAAUUUAACAGUGAUCAAUUUUGGAUUACAACUGAUGUUAAUCAUUCUUACAUUCUUCUAAGAAAUGGUUAAUUAAAGUAUGCAAUAAUUUUAGUAUUCUUAGUAUUGAAGAUUAAACACUCACAUUUUAAAUUAUAAACCCUUUUGAUGAAGGAUUAUUAUUGUUAAAAAUUAUUGAAAAAGCAAAAAUAAUUGAAAAAUAUGAUAUUCAUAUAGUUGAGGAAUUAUUUGAAUUCUAUUAUUGA
Paramecium pentaurelia is the source of this 1333-nucleotide messenger RNA. The record is from the annotation of a GenBank genome assembly. Lineage: Eukaryota; Ciliophora; Oligohymenophorea; Peniculida; Parameciidae.